This is a messenger RNA of Diaporthe amygdali, 2970 nucleotides long. RefSeq lists its product as uncharacterized. The transcript has 2 exons. The coding region runs from base 1 to 2970 and encodes 989 amino acids. Lineage: Eukaryota; Fungi; Ascomycota; Sordariomycetes; Diaporthales; Diaporthaceae. The record is from RefSeq and is a predicted model, not a curated record.
AUGCCUCUUCAAAAUUUUGUGAGAUCGCCCACGGCAUUAGACUCAGCGAUUCCUGAGGAAGGACCUGUUAUGUUUUCCAGAAGCCCACAGGCCUCCGUCGAGUUACAGAACUCGGUCGUUGUUGUGGACCAGCGCGAUUAUGAAGGAGUGCACAUCGCGGCAAGAAAUCUAGCUGAUGAUUUUUCUCGGGUUACGAAGGAGCCUCCGAGGAACAUCCUUAUAAGCGAUAACGCGCGCAUUGACGUCCAUGGAGGCGUCGCCAUUAUCAUAGGCUGCAUCAAGUCCAGCUCCUUGGUGCAGGAACUGGAAAACAGCGGAAAAGUUGAUUUUUCUGCCAUUCGAGGGAAAUGGGAGUCGUUUCAAACGAGUCUUGUCCGUGACCCUUUCGAAGGCUGCAGUUGGGCACUAGUCAUUGCUGGUAGUGACAAAAGAGGCACAAUAUACGGUACCUAUACAUUGUCAGAGCAGAUUGGCGUGUCUCCAUGGUAUUGGUGGGCUGAUGUGCCACCACAGCACCAUUCUCAAAUCUUUGCUACCGAUAAGACCAACAUUCAUGGCCCUCCCAGUAUCAAGUACCGUGGAAUUUUUAUCAACGAUGAAGCUCCAGCACUUACAGGCUGGGUGCGCGAGAAGUUCGGCGGGUACAACGUGAAAUUUUACGAAAAGGUCUUCGAGCUUCUGCUUCGGCUAAAGGCGAACUUUCUGUGGCCUGCAAUGUGGCCGGGCUAUCCAAACCCAGGAGCAAGUUUCUUCACAGAUGACCCGGACAACCAGAAAGCUGCCGACACACACGGAAUUGUGAUGUCGACAUCCCACCAUGAGCCGAUGCAGAGGUUGAGCAAUGAGUGGCUGGCGGAGGGCAAUCCCUUAGGGACUUGGGACUGGAUCAGCAACAAAGAGAAGAUCACCCAAUUUUUCAGAAAGGGCGUGGAGAGGGCACAAGAUUAUGAGAGCUACUUUACCAUGGGCAUGAGGGGCGAGUAUGACACGAAAAUGAAAGGUGAGGAUCCAGCAGCUGUCGUGAGAGACGUUUUGCGUACGCAGAGGUCUCUCAUAAAGGAAGUCCAUGGACGAGAAGAUGCAGUGCCGCAAUUGCUGGCAUUGUACAAGGAAGUGCAAGUGCAGUAUGAGAGUGGGAGACUAGGCGUACCUGACGAUGUGACGCUGUUGUUUUCGGAUGACAAUUUCGGGAGCAUUAGGCGGCUUCCACAUGGAGAUGAGUCCAAAAGGAAGGGAGGAGCGGGACUCUACUACCAUCUCGAAUAUGUUGGGACACCGCGAAGCUACAAGUGGAUCAACAGCAACUCUCUGGGCAAGACAUGGCACCAGCUGCAGGAAGCCCAUAGUCGAGGGGCGAGGCAGAUCUGGGUGUUCAACGUGGGAGAUAUCAAGCCGCUCGAGCUCCCUCUGACAUUUGCCAUGUCUCUGGCGUGGGACAUCAACUCUGUCAAGCCAGAUGGUAUUCCCGAUUUUUUCUUGAGUCUUUCGGCACGGCAAUUUGGUGUUGACCUCAGCCAGGAUAUCGCAAAAGCUUGGCAUGAAUACGACACACUCGUCGCUCUGCGUCGCCAUGAGCACAUCGAACCAACGACUUUCUCUCUUCUUCACUACAGAGAAGCCGAACAGAUUUGUGCGCAGUGGGAAUCGCUCUUGGGGCUCGCACAGUCUAUUUGCGACCGUGCCACCGAGGAACAAAAGCCGGCCAUCUUCCAGCUGGUGUUGCACCCCAUCAAAGCAAGUGCCAUCUUCGUGCGCCUGCAGGUCAACCUGGCACGAAACCAGAUGUACGCGCGGCAGCGGCGCAACUCCACAAACCUCGUGGCAAAGCGGGUCCUCGAGCUUUUCGAUGCUGAUUUUGAUCUUUCGGAGGAGUACCACACUCUGCUUGGAGGGAAGUGGAACAAUAUUCUCUCCCAACCACAUUACGGUUUUCGGGACACCUGGCACGCCCCGAGUCGAGAUAUGAUCAGUGGACUCUGCUACGUCCAGACGAGGCAAAAGUCGAAUCCGAUUGUUGGCAACAUGGGUGUCAUGGUCGAGGGCCACGAAGGAGUGAGGCCAGGCUUGACCAAUGAGAACAGUGACUUCACCCACCCGAGUCGCGGAGACUUGGUCCCUGGUGUCACGCUAGGUCUAAUGUCUCGUUACAGCACGGAUACGAGAUGGUUCGAGCUAUUCACUCGUGGGCCUUCGACGGUUCACUGGUCCCUGAAAGUGCCGUACCCUUGGGUGAGCUUCUCGAAGGAGUCUGGGACCUUGGUUCCCGGAGAGGACGACCAAAGGAUCGAUGUUGGAAUUCAAGAGGACCUAUUGCCAAGCGACUUUGACGAAGUCAUUCUCAUCGACGUGUUUUCCGAAGAAGGUGACUUCGAACAGAUCCAUCUACCGGUAACAGGCCGUUUGCUUCCACCAAGCUUUGAAAGGGGCUAUGUGGAGAUGGAUGGGCACAUCCGUAUUCCAGCGCCGGCAGGACAAAACUUGGAACACUCACAUCGAUUCCUCCCUGACACAGGUCGAUCACAACUAGGAUCGAUUGCGCUGCGGCCAGACAAUGAAUACCCAAGUCCGAUCUUCGUGGACUACAAAUUCUUCGUCUUCUCCGAUACCCGGACUACUGGUCGCUCGACUCUUGUCCUAUACUUCAACAUGACCCUUGACUUUGACCCAACGGAUCCCAUGGCAUACGAAUGGAGCAUUGACGAUGGCCCUAUUCAUCGAGAACUGUUACUUGAGCCUGAGCCAGCCAGAGAUCCAGAGUUACCUUCUCCUGAAGGCUGGCUCACAGCGGUGCAGGACUGCUCAUGGAGGAAGCAACAUACCCUGAAUCCAGAUACUGUGUCGAAGGGUGAACACGUCCUCGGUAUCCGGCUGCUGCAUACGAAUCUGAUACUAGAAAAUAUUGCGAUCGAUCUUGGUGGUCUAAAGGAUAGCUAUUUAGGGCCACUGGCGACUAUUGAGGUGACAAGAUGA